GCGAGAGAGAGAGAGAGAGAGCCUGGCUGUCAGUGGCCCGGGGUGGUGUGCAGCAGCAGUGUCUCUCGUCAGAAUAGGCAGCGGCCCACCCCGUUGGUCCUAAUUACCGUAGCCGUGUCCCACAAUCCUUCACUUCAUUUCUUUCACCGUCUGUGUAGAAAUGUCUGCUAGACCCGGAUUUUACCGACAGGAGCUCAACAAGACUGUGUGGGAGGUACCGGAGCGGUACCAGAACCUGACGCCGGUGGGAUCGGGAGCCUAUGGAUCGGUGUGGUUCGUCGUCUCUUCGUCUCCUCCUCUGUGCAGCUCGGCCUAUGAUGUGGUCCUGAGGCAGAAGGUUGCGGUGAAGAAGCUCUCCAGGCCGUUUCAGUCUCUGAUCCACAGCCGCCGCUCGUACCGGGAACUCAGGCUGCUCAAGCACAUGAAACACGAGAAUGUGAUAGGGCUGCUGGAUGUCUUCACACCUGCUGCAGCGUUGGAGGACUUCAAUGAACUCUACCUGGUGACCAACCUGAUGGGCGCAGACCUCAACAACAUCGUUAAAUUUCAGAGGCUUUCCGACGAACACGUGCAGUUCCUAAUUUAUCAGCUGCUCCGUGGCCUGAAGUACAUCCAUUCAGCUGGACUCAUACACAGAGACCUGAAGCCCAGUAAUGUGGCAGUAAAUGAAGACUGUGAGCUGAGGGUAAGAUUACAGCUGUCGUGUGUGUGUGUGUGUGUGUACUGCUGUCAGUACUUCACCAUCGCAGUACUCCCAGUACUCUCCCUCCUCCAGAUCCUGGACUUCGGCCUGGCCCGGCAGACCAACGAUGAGAUGACGGGCUACGUGGCGACUCGUUGGUACCGGGCGCCGGAGAUCAUGCUGAACUGGAUGCACUACAAUCAGAACGUUGAUAUUUGGUCGGUGGGGUGCAUCAUGGGAGAACUCCUGAAGGGGAAGGUCCUCUUCCCUGGCACUGACUAUAUCGAUCAACUGAAGAGAAUCAUGGAGGUGGUUGGGACUCCGACCCCCGACCUGUUAAAGAAGAUCUGCUCUGAACAUGCACAGAAGUACAUCCAGUCUCUGCCCUUCAUGCCCCAGCAGGACCUGGAGAAGAUCUUCAGAGGAGCCAAUCCUCUAGCCGUUGACCUUCUAAAGCGGAUGCUGGUUCUGGACUGCGACGGCAGGAUCUCGGCCUGCGAGGCUCUCUCUCACCCGUACUUCUCCCAGUACCACGACCCAGAGGAUGAGCCGGAGGCUCCGCCCUACGACCAGACUCUGGAGAGCAAAGACCGCAGUCUAGAGGAGUGGAAAGAGUUGGUGUUUGAGGAGGUGAACAGCUUCGGUGCAGCCAGCAGUAAGACUGAUAGUCUUCAGGUGGAGCAGUAACAGCACCUCCUCCUCCUCCUCCUCUUCCUCCUCCUCCUCUUCCUCCUCCUCCACCACCUACUUCUUUGUCUCCCCCACGGAGAAGGACUCACUGAGUGGGAGAAGAACUGUGGAAGGAAAGUCUCUCCCCCGUGUGUGUGGACGGACGUCCUCCUCUGGAUCCCAAGCACACCACACACUUCUCCCCCUGACCUUUGACCUCACCCCUCUUAUGAUUCCACUCAGCGAGCGCAAAAAACCAAGGACGGGAUCUUGGACAAAGUGGAGACUCGUUUACAAAGACAAAGUCCAAAUGCACAAUAAGAUUCCCAAAUCUACGACUACCCGCUCCGUCAUCGCCGCCGUCGCCGCUGCCGCCCACAAAUAUGACGUUCACGUGUAAAAAACGUUCGAUGCAGCGUCACGCCACGCCACGUCACGUCACUGAACGGCUUCAGCCUGCGUAGUACUGCAUGAUUUCUGUGUGUCGUAAUAUUACACAAUACUACUGGUAUAAUGUAUUACUGCAUAACCAUGAGAGUUUAUGGCACCUGCUGCACAGUCAUCAUAGCAGCGCAUCUGAGGGGAGAGAGAGGGGAAGAGAGAGGGGGA
This is a messenger RNA of Cynoglossus semilaevis (tongue sole), 1960 nucleotides long. RefSeq names its product mitogen-activated protein kinase 11 (gene mapk11). Gene Ontology annotation, molecular function: MAP kinase activity; ATP binding. The coding region runs from base 161 to 1369 and encodes 402 amino acids. The transcript is spliced from 11 exons. Gene Ontology annotation, biological process: protein phosphorylation. Lineage: Eukaryota; Metazoa; Chordata; Actinopteri; Pleuronectiformes; Cynoglossidae. The record is from RefSeq and is a predicted model, not a curated record.